Messenger RNA from Paramecium sonneborni, 1661 nucleotides. Lineage: Eukaryota; Ciliophora; Oligohymenophorea; Peniculida; Parameciidae. The record is from the annotation of a GenBank genome assembly.
AUGAAAUCUCAAUUCGAAGUAUACCUUAGAUUAAAACCUUCAAGCAAGUAAAAGUUAUGAUUAAAAGAAGCUAAUCUUAAAAUGCCAUGCAAUACUAAAUUUAUCAAAAUAAGAAAUUACAAGUAUUAUUACCAAAACAUGUUAAAUUUGGAUUGGUUAACAACAGUAGAGAUAAUUUAGAUUUUAAUUUUACUCAUGUUUUUGAUUAGAAAUCAAGUUAAGAACAUGUAUUUACCAAUGUCACAACUCCUGUAAUAAAUAGGUAUUAAACUAUUUAUUCAAAUUUAGUUUUUUAGAUGGUUAUAAUGCCACUAUAUUUGCAUAUGGAUAAACAGGAUCAGGUAAAACUUAUACAAUGAGUGGAGCUGAAACAUGGUAAUUAAGAGGCGUUAUACCAAGAGCUCUUUCUUACAUAUUUGAUGAAAUUGAUAAGAGAACAAAAUUUGAAUAUAAAAUCUAUAUUUCCUUUAUGGAAAUAUAUAAUGAAAAUGCAUAUGAUUUAUUAGAAAAAAGACAUUUGGAAACUCCAUUGGAAUAAUGGAAUAAAGUAUCGAUUUAUUUAAUUUAUAGAUAGCAUUAUUUGAAGAUGAUUAAAAUAAUAUUCAUUUAAAAAAUUUGUCUAUUCAUUAAUGUAAUAAUGAAUAGGAAGGAAUUGAUUUACUUAUGAUGGGAAAUUUUAUAAGAUAAGUUAGCUCCACUCCUAUGAAUUAAUCAAGUUCUAGAUCUCAUUGUAUUUUUACAGUAACUCUUGAAGGAUGUGAUACCACAAGUGAGACUUGUUUUGUUAGCAAAUUACAUUUAGUUGAUUUAGCAGGGUCAGAAAGAAUAAGUAAAUCUUAAGUAGAAGGUAAUUUAUUGAAUGAAGCUAAAUAUAUCAAUUUAUCUUUAACUUACUUAGAAUAAGUUAUUAUAGCUUUAAAUGAAAGAAUGAAAGGAGCUAAUAGAUAACAUAUACCAUAUAGAAAUUCUUUGAUGACUACAUUAUUAAAAGAUUCAUUAGGAGGUAAUUGUAAAACUGUUAUGAUUGCUACAAUAAGUUCUGAAAAUGAUAACAUUGAAGAAUCAUUGUCGACUUUAAGAUUUAGUUAAAGAGUUGGACAAUUAGAAAAUGAGGUUAUAAUUUAUAAAUAUAAAUUAGAUAAGGAGAAAUGAAAAAGUAGAUUUGGAAGCAGUAGUAAAAAGAUUAGAAUAAGAGAAAUUAGUUUUGAUUAGAGAAUUAGAAUAAUAUUAAAGAGGAGGAACAUCAACUUCAAGUAAUAAAAAAAUAUAAUAAUAAUAAUAAUAAUAACAAAAUUUAUUACCUUAAUCAAGUGGAGUAACAAUUAGUUAAAAAGAAGUGUAGGAGAAAGUAGAACUAUAUUUAAAUGAAAGAAUUCCUUCAUUAGAUGUAAAAAGUAUAGAAGAAACAUAAAGAUGCUUUGAAGCAAUGAAAGAUUUAUAUAAUACAAGAAUGAAAGAAUAUGUUACAGAACUUACAUUUAUUUCUGAAAAAUUAUAAAAAUAUGAUGAAAUUUUGACAAGAAAGUAUUAAAAAUGAUUAAUGAAUUAGAAAAGAAUAGAGUUCUUUCCUAGAAUAAAAAGAGAAUAGUUCACCUGAAAUAGAAGUUUAUAGAAGAAAUGAGUCUCCAUAAAUAACAUUUAAAAAAAGACCAAAUUAGUGA